AUGUCAGAUGAGCCAGAGCAGGUUGGCGUCGUUGUCCCCGAUGUUACGAUGAAAGACCUGCUUGAUGCCAUUCCGGCCCAUUGCUUCAAGCGGUCCGCAGUCAAGUCUUCAAUGUACCUUGUCUGGCAUCUCUCAAUCAUCGCUACCAUUUACAAGACCACCACCUACCUCGACACGCUCAUUAGCCCAGCAAUCUUCAACGCUCCGCACCCAUUCGUUUAUUCUCUUGUGCGUUUUGCUUUGUGGAGCUUGUACGGAUUCUGGGCGGGCCUUUUCGGGACUGGUAUCUGGGUAAUCGGCCACGAGGCUGGGCACCAGGCUUACUCGGAGUCAAAGCUGAUUAACAAUACCAUUGGCUGGAUUCUCCAUUCCGCUCUUGGGGUUCCAUACCACAGCUGGCGUAUCACUCACGCCAAACACCAUGCCUCAACAGGUCAUAUGACACAGGACCAAGUCUGGGUCCCUAAAACUCGUAGUCAACGGGGUCUUCGUCCCUUUGAUCCCAAACGUGAAGACAGACUAGGCGCACGUGCUUCUCUUGAAGUUCAGAAAGAGCUGCAAGAAGCGAUAGGCGACUCUCCUAUUGGCGCUGCCUGGCAAGUCGCCAUGUAUGUUCUGCUUGGCUGGCCAAUGUAUAUAAUCCGCAACAAGUCUGGCCAGCGACGCUAUCCAGCAUAUGUCACCAACCACUUCAACCCCAAGGCAGUCAUGUUUUCCCCACACCACUACAGGGACAUCAUCGUGUCUGAUGUUGGCGUCGUAUUAUGGCUUGCUGGGAUCAUAUACGCGAGCCUGCAGUAUUCAUUCGCGACUGUCUUCACCGUAUAUCUCGUUCCCUACCUCUGGAUCAACCACUGGCUUGUUCUGAUCACCUUCUUACAACACACUGACCCUCUCCUGCCGCACUACCGCGCACCACAAUUUAAUUUCCAGCGUGGAGCACUCGCUACGCUGGAUCGGUCGCUUCUCGGUGACCUCGGCUCGGUUGCUGCUUGGAUCGGUGCCCAUGCAACCUGUGGUAUAUCGGAGACCCACGUCACCCACCAUAUCUGCAGCAAGAUCCCACACUACAAUGCAUGGGAGGCGACUGAUGCGCUCCGAGAGAAGGUCUUAAGGCCAGCAGGCGUUCGAUGGGAAGGCGCGGCCGGAGGCUGGGCAGAAAUGUACCGCGUUUUCCGGGAGUGCCGUUUCGUGGAGGAUGAAGGUGAUGUCGUGUUCUACAAAAAUGCCCGUGGGCUGGCCAAGGCACGGCCUGUGUUCAACGAUCUGGGUGCGAGUGACUCGGGGAUCGAGAUUUUUGACGGCAAGAAUUAG
This is a messenger RNA of Mycena indigotica, 1314 nucleotides long. Its product is annotated as FA-desaturase domain-containing protein. NCBI's taxonomy places the organism in Eukaryota, Fungi, Basidiomycota, Agaricomycetes, Agaricales, Mycenaceae. Gene Ontology annotation, molecular function: oxidoreductase activity. The coding region runs from base 1 to 1314 and encodes 437 amino acids. Gene Ontology annotation, biological process: lipid metabolic process. The transcript has 6 exons. The record is from RefSeq and is a predicted model, not a curated record.